Messenger RNA from Lotus japonicus, 5078 nucleotides. Its product is annotated as ARF guanine-nucleotide exchange factor GNOM-like. The transcript is spliced from 3 exons. Gene Ontology annotation, biological process: regulation of ARF protein signal transduction. The record is from RefSeq and is a predicted model, not a curated record. Lineage: Eukaryota; Viridiplantae; Streptophyta; Magnoliopsida; Fabales; Fabaceae. Bases 212 to 4621 code for a protein of 1469 amino acids. Gene Ontology annotation, molecular function: guanyl-nucleotide exchange factor activity.
UAAAAUUAAAUUAGUGACUUUUUUGUCAUAAUUUUAUGCAAAUAGUGAGAGAGAGAAACUUCAUAGGAAGAUUUCAUUUCAUAUACAAGGCAUGAUAUGAUUUCAACGUGACAAACCAGCUCCGAUUUACGCCCUUACACACUCGAUCUCGGGGCUGUGUUUCAUCCCAGCCAAUUCGAUUGGUAAAUGUCAAGCAGGUCUGCUUGGCAAAAUGGGACAUCUGAAGUUGCAAACGCAAACUGGUAUCAAUGCAAUGGAAGGGGAAACUGAGCAGUGUGAUGCUGUAAAUCCUAACAAAACUACUGUAGCAUGCAUGAUCAAUGCAGAAAUUGGUUCUGUUUUGGCAGUCAUGCGAAGAAAUGUUAGAUGGGGAGUUCAUUAUAUGUCAGAUGAUGAUCAGCUGGAGCACUCCCUUGUUCAGUCUUUGAAGGCAUUAAGGAGGCAAAUAUUUUCGUGGCAGAGUCCGUGGCAUGUCAUAAACCCUGCCUUGUAUCUCCAGCCUUUUCUGGAUGUCAUUCAAUCAGAUGAAACCGGCGCACCAAUUACUGGUGUUGCUUUGUCAUCUGUUUACAAGAUCUUAACCCUGGAUGUAAUUGAUCAAAACACUGUCAACGUUGGGGAUGCCAUGCACUUGGUGGUUGAUGCUGUCACAAGUUGUAGAUUUGAGGUGACUGAUCCUGGAUCAGAAGAAGUGGUAUUAAUGAAGAUAUUACAAGUUCUUCUAGCAUGUGUGAAAAUUAAAGCAUCUCUAAUGCUGAGUAACCAACAUAUUUGCACCAUAGUGAAUACUUGUUUCCGUAUAGUUCAUCAAGCAGGAACCAAAAGUGAGCUGUUGCAGCGGAUAGCACGGUAUACAAUGCAUGAACUUGUUCGCUGUAUUUUCUCUCACCUUCAGGAUAUUGAUAAUACAGAGCAUGCAUUGGUAAAUGGGAGCACUGCUUUAAAGCAAGAGACUGAUGGGCUAAAUAAUGAGCAUAAUUCUGCCAACAGACAAUUGGAAAAUGGGAGCUUGAGUUCUGCAAGUGACGGUCAAUCCUUAUCCACAGGAAUUACUUCCAGUACUGUGAAUGAUGUGACAGCUGCUAUAGUGGAUGAAAACACAGCUUUACCUAGCACUGCCAAGGAGACCGAUCUGAAUGAGUUGCAUCUCAUGAAUGAACCGUAUGGGAUUCCCUGCAUGGUGGAAAUAUUUCACUUCUUGUGUUCUUUGUUGAAUGUCGUUGAGCAUAUGGGAAUGAGUCCUCGAUCAAACACAAUAGCAUUUGAUGAAGACGUUCCUCUUUUUGCCUUGACUUUGAUUAAUUCAGCUAUAGAGUUGGGAGGGCCUUCCUUUCACAGACACCCUAGAUUGCUGAGCUUAAUUCAGGAUGAAUUAUUCUGCAACCUUAUGCAAUUUGGUUUGUCAAUGAGCCCCCUUGUACUUUCCAUGGUAUGUAGCAUUGUUCUAAAUUUGUAUCACCAUCUUCGAACAGAACUUAAGUUACAGAUAGAAGCAUUCUUUUCUUGUGUUAUUUUGAGGCUUGCACAAAGCAAAUAUGGUGCUUCAUAUCAGCAACAGGAAGUUGCCAUGGAGGCCCUUGUCGACUUCUGCAGGCAAAAAACAUUCAUGGUGGAGAUGUAUGCUAACUUUGACUGUGACAUAACUUGCAAUAAUAUCUUUGAAGACAUUGCUAAUUUGUUGUCCAAAAGUGCAUUUCCGGUGAACAGUCCAUUGUCUUCCAUGCAUAUUCUUGCUUUGGAUGGUCUUAUUGCUGUCAUGCAAGGAAUGGCUGAAAGGAUAGGCAAUGGAUCUUUAAGUUCAGGUCAUUCUCCUGUGAACUGUGAUGAGUAUACUCCAUUCUGGCUGGAAAAGUGUGAAAAUAUCAGUGAUCCAAAUAAUUGGGUUCCUUUUGUUUGUCGAAGAAAGUACUUCAAAAAUAAAUUGUUGAUUGGAGCCGAUCAUUUUAAUCGUGACAUAAAGAAAGGUCUUCAGUUUCUCCAAGGAAUACAUAUUUUGCCUGAGAAACUUGAUCCCCAAAGUGUUGCCAUCAUUCUCAGACACACUGCUGGGUUGGAUAAGAAUCUCAUUGGUGAUUACCUGGGAAACCAUGAUGAGUUCUGUGUUCAGGUUCUUCAUGAAUUCGCUAGAACAUUUGAUUUUGAAGGCAUGAGAUUAGAUACUGCCCUCCGUCUAUUUUUGGAGACUUUCAGACUGCCUGGAGAAGCACAGAAGAUACAAAGGGUGGUUGAAGCUUUCUCAGAGAGAUAUUAUGAGCAGUCACAAGAAAUCCUAGCUGACAAGGAUGCUGCUCUGGUGUUAUCCUACUCAAUUAUAAUACUUAACACAGAUCAGCACAAUAAGCAGGUCAAAAAGAGAAUGACAGAAGAGGAAUUUAUCCGAAAUAACAGGCGAAUAAAUGGUGGCAAUGAUCUGCCUCGAGAAUUCCUGUCAGAACUGUUCCAUUCAAUUUGUAAGAAUGAGAUCCGGACAACUCCUGAGCAAGGUUCUGGUUUUCCUGAAAUGACCCCAAGUCGGUGGAUUUAUCUCAUGCACAAGUCAAAAGAAACUGCUCCCUUCAUUGUUUCUGAUUGUCGAGCAUACCUUGAUUAUGAUAUGUUUGCUAUGUUGUCUGGUCCAACUAUUGCUGCCAUUUCUGUUGUAUUUGAUAAUGCUGAAAAUGAAGAGGUUUACCAAACAUGUGUGGAUGGAUUCUUAGCUGUUGCUAAGAUAUCAGCUUACUAUCAUCUUGAGAAUAUACUGGAUGAUUUGGUUGUGUCACUUUGUAAGUUUGUUACAAUUUUGGAUCCAUUUUUUGUUGAGGAGUCGAUUCUAGCCUUUGUAGAUGACAAAAAAACAAGAAUGGCAACUGAGACAAUUUUCACUAUUGCAAAUAGAUAUGGUGAUUACAUCCGCACAGGGUGGAGGAAUAUUCUUGAUUGUAUCUUAAAAUUUCAAAAGUUAGGUCUUCUUCCUGCUCGUAUGGCCAAUGAUGCGGCUGAAGAGUCAGAGCUUUCCUCAGAAACUGGGCAUGGGAAGCGUAGUGCUAAUUCUUUAUCUUCAUCUCAUGUUCCAUCUGUUAGUACUCCGAAAAGAUCUUUAGGUUUAAUGAGCCGGUUUAGCCAACUCUUAUAUCUUGGCACAGAAGAGUCAAGAUCAGUUCCAUCUGAAGAACAACAUGCUGCUCAGCAGUCCGCUUUUGAAACAAUUCAGAAGUGUCACAUUGACAGCAUAUUCACUGAAAGUAAAUUUUUGCAAGCUGAAUCUCUACUGCAGCUAGUAAAAGCACUCAAUAGUGCAGGAGUGCGACCUAAGAAAGGGCACAGCACACCUGAGGAUGAAGAUACUUCAGUUUUCUGUUUGGAGUUACUGGUAGCAAUCACUUUGAAUAACAGGGAUAGAAUUGAACUUCUCUGGCAGGGUGUUUAUGAGCAUAUUUCCAACAUUGUGCAGUCAACUGUUAUGCCUUGUGCACUGGUAGAGAAGGCUGUUUUUGGACUCCUAAGGAUUUGUCAUCGCUUGCUUCCCUACAAAGAGAACAUGACUGAUGAACUUUUGAGGUCCCUACAACUUGUCUUGAAGCUUGAUGCACGUGUUGCUGACACAUACUAUGAGCAGAUUACACAGGAUGUUAGUCACCUUGUAAAGGCAAAUGCUUCUCAUAUUAGAUCUCAGUUAGGAUGGCGGACAAUUACAUCUCUUCUUUCCAUCACUGCUAGACACCUGGAAUCAUCUGAGGCUGGAUUUGAUGCAUUGUUGUUCAUAAUGUCAGAUGGAGCUUACUUGCUCCCAGCUAACUAUGUUCUCUGUAUAGAUGCUGCGAAGCAGUUUGCGGAAUCUCGUGUUGGACAGGUAGAGCGGUCUGUAGUGGCGCUCGAUCUUAUGGCAGGAUCUGUCAAUUGCUUAGAGAAGUGGGCUAAUGAUGCUAAGCAAGCAAUGAAAGAAGAGGAAGUGGCAAAGAUGUUGCAGGAUAUUGGGGACAUGUGGUUGAGGCUUUUACAGGCACUAAGAAUACUAUGUUUGGACCAGAGAGAGGAGGUUAGAAACCACGCGUUGUUAUCUUUGCAGAAUUGCUUGACAGGUUCGGUUGGGAUUCAUCUCCCACAUGACUUGUGGUUACAAUGUUUUGAUCAAGUGAUCUUCACUGUUCUUGAUGACCUGCUUGAAAUUUCCCAGACACUCUCUCCAAAGGACUACCGGAACAUGGAAGGAACACUUAUUCUUGCCUUGAAGCUCUUGUCUAAAGUUUUCCUCCAGUUACUCCAAGGCCUUUCACAAUUGCCAGACUUCAGCAAAUUAUGGUUGAGUGUACUAAAUCGCUUGGAAAUAUAUAUGAAGGUGAAAUUUAGGGGACGAAGAAGCGAGAAGCUUCAAGAGCUUGUGCCUGAGCUUCUCAAGAACACUUUGCUUGUUAUGAAAGCAGGCAGUGUCCUCGCACGGAGCAGUAGUGAAGGAAACAGUUUCUGGGAAUUGACCUGGCUGCAUAUAAAUAAUAUUGCUCCGUCAUUGCAAUCUGAGGUGUUCCCUGAACAAGAUUCAGAGCAUUUGCAGCACAAACAGACUGAACAAAUUGGAGGUUCGGGACCUGAUGGAAAUGUUUCUGCGCCUUCAAAUGAAACAACAGGCCAAGAUGUUCCUGGUUAAUCAUACCUGCAGCAAUGUUGCUUCCUGAUUUGGUAUUUCUGUGUCCCUAUGAACCCAUGAUCCCUUGCCUUUCAAUGAUAUAUUUUUUUUUCAGUUUGGAGGUUGUCUGGGUUCUCAUAAACUGAGUAUGCAGAAUGCAUGACACAUCUCAUUCAGAUUUUCAUUGGGAUGCUUGAUGCUCUUAAGAUUUUUGGUUGAAAGUUUAUAGCUCUAGAAACAUUAGAGUGCUCCCUUUUGUAGUAUUAUGGUCCUUACAGAGACCAUCUCUUCUCUCCAUCUACUCCUGAGCCAGUUAAUUGCAAAUUCAUAUCGGAAGUAUUUUCUUACUAAAUAGUACAGAACUCGAUAUUGUUAUCUCUUAGCUGCGAGAUGUAAUUUACCCGGUAUGAUGCAAACAACAAUUUUCUUGAGAUUAUCAUAAAUAUAUAUAUGUGAACGUCCAAGGAUAUGCCUUCAA